UUCGAUUAUUUUAACAAUUUUUCGUUGCCCUUUUGCAGGAUGCAGAUCUUCGUGAAGACGCUGACUGGCAAGACCAUCACUCUGGAGGUCGAGCCGUCGGACACGAUCGAAAACGUGAAGGCCAAGAUCCAGGAUAAGGAGGGCAUUCCUCCAGAUCAGCAGCGUUUGAUCUUCGCCGGAAAGCAGCUGGAAGACGGACGUACUCUGUCCGACUACAACAUUCAGAAGGAGUCGACCUUGCACUUGGUGCUCCGUCUGCGUGGAGGUAUGCAGAUCUUCGUGAAGACGCUGACUGGCAAGACCAUUACUCUGGAGGUUGAGCCGUCGGACACGAUCGAGAACGUGAAGGCCAAGAUCCAGGAUAAGGAGGGUAUUCCUCCAGAUCAGCAACGUUUGAUCUUCGCCGGAAAGCAGCUGGAAGACGGACGUACUCUGUCCGACUACAACAUCCAGAAGGAGUCAACCUUGCAUUUGGUGCUCCGUCUGCGUGGAGGUAUGCAGAUCUUCGUGAAGACGCUGACUGGCAAGACCAUCACUCUGGAGGUUGAGCCGUCGGACACGAUCGAGAACGUGAAGGCGAAGAUCCAGGAUAAGGAGGGUAUUCCUCCAGAUCAGCAGCGUUUGAUUUUCGCCGGAAAGCAGCUGGAAGACGGACGUACUCUGUCCGACUACAACAUCCAGAAGGAGUCGACCUUGCACUUGGUACUCCGUCUGCGUGGAGGUAUGCAGAUCUUCGUGAAGACGCUGACUGGCAAGACCAUCACUCUGGAGGUCGAGCCGUCGGAUACAAUCGAGAACGUGAAGGCCAAGAUCCAGGAUAAGGAGGGCAUUCCUCCAGAUCAGCAGCGUUUGAUCUUCGCCGGAAAGCAGCUGGAAGACGGACGUACUCUGUCCGACUACAACAUUCAGAAGGAGUCAACCUUGCACUUGGUGCUCCGUCUGCGUGGAGGUAUGCAGAUCUUCGUGAAGACGCUGACUGGCAAGACCAUCACUCUGGAGGUUGAGCCGUCGGACACGAUCGAGAACGUGAAGGCCAAGAUCCAGGAUAAGGAGGGUAUUCCUCCAGAUCAGCAGCGUUUGAUUUUCGCCGGAAAGCAGCUGGAAGACGGACGUACUCUGUCCGACUACAACAUUCAGAAGGAGUCGACCUUGCACUUGGUGCUCCGCCUGCGUGGAGGUAUGCAGAUCUUCGUGAAGACGCUGACUGGCAAGACCAUCACUCUGGAGGUUGAGCCGUCGGACACGAUCGAGAACGUGAAGGCCAAGAUCCAGGAUAAGGAGGGUAUUCCUCCAGAUCAGCAGCGUUUGAUUUUCGCCGGAAAGCAGCUGGAAGACGGACGUACUCUGUCCGACUACAACAUUCAGAAGGAGUCGACCUUGCACUUGGUGCUCCGCCUGCGUGGAGGUAUGCAGAUCUUCGUGAAGACGCUGACUGGCAAGACCAUCACUCUGGAGGUUGAGCCGUCGGAUACGAUCGAGAACGUGAAGGCCAAGAUCCAGGAUAAGGAGGGUAUUCCUCCAGAUCAGCAGCGUUUGAUUUUCGCCGGAAAGCAGCUGGAAGACGGACGUACUCUGUCCGACUACAACAUUCAGAAGGAGUCGACCUUGCACUUGGUGCUCCGCCUGCGUGGAGGUAUGCAGAUCUUCGUAAAGACGCUGACUGGCAAGACCAUCACUCUGGAGGUUGAGCCGUCGGACACGAUCGAGAACGUGAAGGCCAAGAUCCAGGAUAAGGAGGGUAUUCCGCCAGAUCAGCAGCGUUUGAUCUUCGCCGGAAAGCAGCUGGAAGACGGACGUACUCUGUCCGACUACAACAUUCAGAAGGAGUCGACCUUGCACUUGGUGCUCCGUCUGCGUGGAGGUAUGCAGAUCUUCGUGAAGACGCUGACUGGCAAGACCAUCACUCUGGAGGUCGAGCCGUCGGAUACGAUCGAGAACGUGAAGGCCAAGAUCCAGGAUAAGGAGGGUAUUCCUCCAGAUCAGCAGCGUUUGAUCUUCGCCGGAAAGCAGCUGGAAGACGGACGUACUCUGUCCGACUACAACAUCCAGAAGGAGUCGACCUUGCACUUGGUGCUCCGUCUGCGUGGAGGUAUGCAGAUCUUCGUGAAGACGCUGACUGGCAAGACCAUCACUCUGGAGGUUGAGCCGUCGGACACGAUCGAGAACGUGAAGGCCAAGAUCCAGGAUAAGGAGGGUAUUCCUCCCGAUCAGCAGCGUUUGAUUUUCGCCGGAAAGCAGCUGGAAGACGGACGUACUCUGUCCGACUACAACAUCCAGAAGGAGUCGACCUUGCACUUGGUGCUCCGUCUGCGUGGAGGUAUGCAGAUCUUCGUGAAGACGCUGACUGGCAAGACCAUCACUCUGGAGGUCGAGCCGUCGGACACGAUCGAAAACGUGAAGGCCAAGAUCCAGGAUAAGGAGGGUAUUCCUCCAGAUCAGCAGCGUUUGAUCUUCGCCGGAAAGCAGCUGGAAGACGGACGUACUCUGUCCGACUACAACAUUCAAAAGGAGUCGACCCUUCACUUGGUUCUUCGACUCCGUGGGGGAAACUGA
This is a messenger RNA of Anopheles maculipalpis, 2553 nucleotides long. Its product is annotated as polyubiquitin-C-like. Lineage: Eukaryota; Metazoa; Arthropoda; Insecta; Diptera; Culicidae. The record is from RefSeq and is a predicted model, not a curated record. Bases 40 to 2553 code for a protein of 837 amino acids. Gene Ontology annotation, molecular function: ubiquitin protein ligase binding; protein tag activity. Gene Ontology annotation, cellular component: cytoplasm; nucleus. The transcript has a single exon. Gene Ontology annotation, biological process: modification-dependent protein catabolic process; protein ubiquitination.